AUGGGUUGUGGCAUUUCGCGGUUCCACCUGCAUGAUGAAGAUGCCCCCCUCAACUGCAAAUCCAAUGAAUUACCAGAGACAUAUCCCGGUUCCAUCCAUUCCCUUGUAAAAAAUGGAGAUGAAAUGGAAAACCAGAAUCAUGAAAAAGAAGAGGAGGUUAUUAAUGGAAAUGUGGGGAACAAGAAAUUAGUUGGACAGGAUAAAGACAGGGAGAUUAAUUAUAAGGGGAAUAUAGAAAAGAAGUUGAGAAUACAUAAUGAUGAGGAAGAAGAAGAUGAUGAACGAGAGGGUGAAAGAAUUUCAGAUGUCAAUGGUUGGAUUGGAUCACCAAGUUUUCGGGAGUAUUGCGUGGAUUGCAAGUCAGAAGAUGGUUUCAAGGGUAAUGAAGAUGCUGACGAGAGGGAAAUCGAGAUCCGUGCAGGGGACAAAAUUAAAUUGUCCAAUGUGGUACAUGUUACGGAGAAAAGAAGAGGAAGAAGAUUCAUAAAAGUAUUUCCAAUGCACAGAUCAAGUGGUGUUAGAAACUUUUUAAAUGUGUCGACUUGCUACAACCCUAAUGCUUCUUCUUAUAAAGAAGGCCAUACCAAAUCACUUGAAAAAAAAAUUAUCGAUGAAUAA
This is a messenger RNA of Fraxinus pennsylvanica, 618 nucleotides long. NCBI's taxonomy places the organism in Eukaryota, Viridiplantae, Streptophyta, Magnoliopsida, Lamiales, Oleaceae. The record is from the annotation of a GenBank genome assembly.